ACUGCACUUCCUAUUUCCUCAGUGUUACUGCAGCUCACUGACUAAACCAGAAAUCGAGAGGAUGAGAAACGAAAGGAACACGUUUGACGCACGGUUUAUAAAUGAAUAUGAGCAGUAAAUGAAUCUCAGGUUCGUGUUCAGUUGAGCGCGCAAUGGGAGCGUCGUGCGUGCGGGCGUCAGUUUGAUAAAACAACGACUUUUCAAAGUUUUAUAUGUUGGUGGAUGAAGAAGAAUCAAGAUGAAGAAGCAGUUAAUCCGCAUGAAACAGCUCGCCAACCAGACUGUUGGGAGAGCGGAGAAGACAGAAGUACUGAGUGACGACCUUCUUAUGAUCGAGCGCCGCCUGGAAAAUGUGCGACUUGUCUCCCAUAAUGCGCAAAAGAAGAUGACCAUGUGUCUGCAGGGUAGCAUUGGCACAGAUGCGGAGAAGAGGCAUAAAAAGCUUCCUCUCACGGCCCUUUCACAAUCCAUGCUGGAUGGAGGAAAUCAGCUUGGUGAAGAGUCUCUCAUUGGGAGGAUGAUGGAAGUCUGUGGAGAAGCUGAAAACAAACUGGCCUUUGAGCAGAGCAAACAUGAAGUUCAGCUGGAGAGAGAAUUUCUAGAUCCUCUUAACCAGCUAGCAGAGGUGGAUAUUCCUAACAUCCUGAAGCAGAGGAAACAUUUAGCCAAGCUUGUGUUGGAUUUUGAUUCUGCGAAAGCCAGGUAUCACCAGGCUACAAAGGCAUUUCCUACAGCUGCAAAUGCUCAAGCAAUGGCUGCCAAAGUUGACACACUCAAGGAGGAGAUGGAUGAAGCUCAGAACAAAAUGGAAAUAUGCAAGGAUCAACUGGCAGCUGAAAUGUACAGCUUUUCCUCCAAGGAAGGAGAAUAUGCCCGCUAUUAUGUGUUGUUGUUAGAAGCUCAAGCUGAUUACCACAGAAGAGCCUUGGCGUCCAUUGAAAGCGUCCUGCCCACCAUACAGUCACAGCAAGAUAAAUGGACAGAGAAGCCAGCGUUUGGCACAGCUCUGGAGGAACAUCUGAAACGCACUAGCAGAGAGAUCGCUCUGCCCAUAGAGGCCUGCGUCAUGAUGCUGCUGGAGACCGGCAUGCAGGAAGAGGGUUUGUUCCGUAUCGCUGCUGGAGCCUCUAAACUGAAGAAGUUAAAGGCGGCACUGGACUGUUCCACUUCCCAACUAGAGGAGUUUUACUCUGACCCUCACGCUGUUGCUGGAGCCCUCAAAUCUUACCUGAGAGAGCUGCCUGAACCUCUGAUGAGCUACCAGCUGUAUGAAGAGUGGAUUCAAGCCUCAAAUAUUUCUGACCCUGAUAAGAGGCUUCAGGCGCUGUGGGUGGUGUGUGACAUGUUACCAAAGCCCAACAAAACCAAUUUUAGGUACCUGGUGAAGUUUCUUGCCAAGCUUUCUCUGGAAAGCGACAUCAACAAGAUGACUGCAAGCAACAUCGCCAUUGUACUGGGCCCCAAUUUGCUGUGGGCCAAAACAGAGGGAAGCCUUGCUGAAAUGGCAGCCACUACUUCCGUCCAUGUCGUGUCAAUAAUUGAACUGAUGAUCAACCAUGCAAGCUGGUUCUUUCCAGAAGAUGUGGACUUCAACGUUUCAGGCAUGUUUGCCAUGCCUGGGUGCCCGGGUACCCCUGACUCCGAAGCCGGAACCAUAGACAAGAGGCGCCAAGGCAGCCAGGGGUCGCUCGAUUCUGACACACCCCGCAAAGACAGCCCUGCUAACAAACAGCCGGAAAUCGCCCCUCGUAGACCUGGCACAAUAAAUAAAAAGCAGCACUCCACGCCUAACUUCCAGCCCCCUCUCCCUCCCAUUGACGCCGGGGGGGUUCCCGUGUUUGAGCCCUCCCUUCAGUCGCCCACUGGCUGGGGUCUGGAGGCUGGGCAGGCGGGAGCUGCGGUGUCUCAGACGCAGCAGCCUUUAGUUCAGCAGAACCCUGCUGCGGAGAACAGUAACAUGACCCGAGAACCUGCGUCCACACCUCCAGCCAUGAGGAACGGACCGGGAGGUUCGAGUGGGACACCCACUCACGUGAAUGCGGGGACCCCUACCUCAUUGAUGAUUCGCAGAGGUACAAAGAAACAAGCGCCGGCACCUCCCAAUAAGGCCACGCCUACCACACCUCAGAGCGUAAAGGCGGCUCCUAACUAUCCCACACCAAGCCAGCCCUCUGCCCCGAGCAUCCCUCAACCUCUCGUCGCACCCCGUCGCAACAACCAGACCCCCAUCCAGGCCCCCAGCCACCCUCCUCCUCAACCUCCUUCCCAGCCUUCUUCCCAGAGCACAGAUGAACCAGACCCGUCCCCUCCCAGAACCCCUACCCCACCUGGUACACCGCCCCACGACAGCUCCCAGCUGCGCCCCAGACCCACCCCUCGAGCGCGACCCAAACCCACCGGCCCGCCACCACCCCAACCGCCUAGCAACGGUGCCAAUGGUGUCUGUGUGUCUGGAUCCAAGAUCAUCUCAGAUGUGUGAUCUUCUGCCUGUGAGGUGUGAUUUGAGUGGCAGGCGAUGAUGGAGAGGAGAGAUCUUUUACGGGACCAGGGCUGGAUCUUGUCCCGGAGCUUGAGGAGGAUAAAACCACGGAAACACCCUCAGACGAUGAACACCAAUCAGAAAACACCGCCCUGUGAGGUGCUUAAACAGCCAAUCGAAAGCUAUGUUCGUAAUGGAAUACUAGCAUACUGCACUGUAUAUUCCUACCCUUUUUAAGGAUGUGAAAAUAUCCAAACAUUGUCACAUGACCUCUUUAUAUACUGGUUACCUCAUGAAUAAAUGUAGUUAUUAAGCAUUCUUCAAGUUUAAGUAAAACGUUUGGUAGCAUUAUCAAUGAGUCAAAACAGUUGCUUCUAGUUCAAACGUCACACUGGAAACGGAAGGUCAAGUUGAUGCACUGCAUGAUGGGAUACGGUACCCAGCAGUGUGCAAAUAUAGUAGGUCAUCUGGGUAUUCUAAACAUAGAAUGUAUGCAAAGUAUACAUACUACAUACAGUAAAAGUAGUAUAGUAGUAUGCUAUUCCGAACAUAGCCACUUUAACCUUUGGCCCUGCAGAAAACAGUCAAUUUACACAAAAAAUACAAGAAACAAAAACACUCUAGAAGCUUCCAGGAGUCUCUGUCCUCACAAUGCUGGCACAUUGUAACCAUAUACCGGGAAGAAAUCAGCACGCACAUAUUAACAUGCUCUCGAUCUUGAUUUCAUUCACAAAGGGGUUCUAAUCAAGUAUGAAUGUCUUUGAGUUUUGUGUAACAAGCGUUAUAUAUGUGCCUUGAAAUCACUGAGUUUGUGUGGCUGAUAUCCCACACACUUCAUGUUUAUGUUGGUUAUCAUGGUGAAUGUCGUUGAUGCAAAUUUAUUUUAAUUGUUCCUUUUCUCUUUAAUACUUUAAAAAUGACAAAAAUUGGAUUAAAAUGAGGUUCAGACACAAUGAAAAAUAAUUAUUAUACAGAUACUAUUCAUUUGAAACAUGUAAUUUGAGUAUUUUUCCUAGGGUGCAAUACUGACUGCAGUGUAGUGUAGUGUUACAGCAUUAUCGUCAGUUUUCUAUUGGUUUAUUUGUUUUACAGGGUUUAUUUUAGUGGAGGAUACCAAUAUCAAUUUAUCUGAUUCAUCCAUCCACAGUUUUUGAUCCACUAAAAUAAACCCUGCAUAUACUAUUAUGAAAUAGUUCAUUCUCAAAAUGACCAAAGAUGUUCUUAAAUGAUCCUGUAUCAGAGCUUUAGGGGUUUGUUUCAUGUUGUAUGCAAUGCACAAACUGCACUGACAACAUUAAUGUGAAUGAAAGGAUUUAUGGAUCAGUCAAGCUCAGGAACCGUCAGCUAGAAAGCCAAAAGUCAUUCAUUCCUUUCAUGAGGGAAUAUGUGUAUUUUAUUUCUGUGGUUAUGUUCUCUUUAAUAGGCUUUCUUAAUUGUACAUAUUGAUUUUUUUUUUUCCUGUUUCUCCCCCUUUUGUAUAUCUGUGUGCACAUUUCCUGCCUCUGAAUUUUUGUUUUUCACAUUUUCUAGUGCCUCAGAUGAACAAAUGUUGUAAAAAUUCAUUUUUCUUUUCAACACAAACUUUUUUUCUGAUUAUAUAUCUAAUAAAAUGCUUAAUUACAGAAGGAAAA
Molecule: messenger RNA, 4110 nt
Organism: Ctenopharyngodon idella (grass carp)
Lineage: Eukaryota; Metazoa; Chordata; Actinopteri; Cypriniformes; Xenocyprididae
Gene: arhgap17b
Product: Rho GTPase activating protein 17b
Exons: 21
Coding region: 239-2479 (746 amino acids)
Biological process (GO): positive regulation of GTPase activity; signal transduction; regulation of Rac protein signal transduction
Cellular component (GO): cytoplasm; intracellular anatomical structure; cytosol
Molecular function (GO): protein binding; GTPase activator activity
Source: RefSeq, a predicted model, not a curated record